AUGAAGCGCGGGGCACUUGACACCUUUUUCAAGCCUGCGGUACCGAAGAAGCCAAAGUAUGAAGCCAGCGUGGAUAGCUCGAAGCAUGUCUCUUACCCUUUCGCCAUUCCACACCUCCCAGCUCCGUUCAAGGAGCAGCUGGGCUUUGCUCCAUCGGAAGAAGGAAAACCCAUGAACGAUCAAUUGGAUCUCGAUCUCGUGUUCUACGAGCCGUAUAUUCCAUCCUCCAUCGCAGCAGGGGUCUUUGAAUUUCUACGCCACGAAUUACCUUUUUACCGCGUUCAAUACAACAUCAAUCGUGGCGGUGCACAAACACAGGUCAACACACCACGCUUCACAACUGUCUUCGGCGUCGACGAAACUAGCCGAUUCGCAUCUGAUGGCAGUCUCGUAGACACCAUGUCAGGCAAACAGAUCGAAGCAAACCGCUACAAGUGCAAACCUCGUCCCAUUCCACAGUGCCUCGACGAGCUGCGCCAAAUCACCGAAGGUACAACAGGCGAAACCUUCAACUUCUGCCUAGUAAACUACUACGCCGACGGCAAAGACAGUAUAUCCUACCACAGUGAUGAUGAGCGCUUCCUCGGCCCAAACCCCGCAAUCGCUUCGUUCUCGUUGGGAGCAAAGCGUGACUUUCUCAUGAAGCACAAGCCUAUCCCUCCCAAAGAGGGUGAGGUUGUUGAAGAGCCUAAGCAGAUCAAGCUCUCCCUCCGUCCUGGAGAUAUGGUCUUGAUGCGAGGCAAGACGCAGGCCAACUGGCUGCAUAGUAUUCCGAAGCGGGCUGGGCCUGAGGCGGGCAAGGGAAGGAUUAAUAUCACGUUUAGGAAGGCGAUGGUCAAGGGUGGGACGGAGAAUUACUAUCAGUAUAAUGUGGGCGUUGGAGGAGUGUAUAAGUGGGAUGCGAAGCUGGAGAAGAUGGUGCCUUGGGAUGAGGCAGCGGGCGAGGCAGAAGCAAGUGGAAAUGGAACUCAGAACAGACGCUAG
Messenger RNA from Cucurbitaria berberidis CBS 394.84, 984 nucleotides. Its product is annotated as DNA repair family protein. Gene Ontology annotation, biological process: DNA repair. The transcript has a single exon. The record is from RefSeq and is a predicted model, not a curated record. Lineage: Eukaryota; Fungi; Ascomycota; Dothideomycetes; Pleosporales; Cucurbitariaceae. Bases 1 to 984 code for a protein of 327 amino acids.